AUGUCCAACGUAGAGGGGCCGGCGGCCCCGCCGCCAGAAGGCGUGGUGCCCGACUUUCAGAACCCGAAGGACGUCCUGCACACGAUCAACCUGGUGUCGCAGAUCCUCUCCAUCGUGAUGGUCAGCCUGUUCAUGAUGUUGCGUCUUUACGCCAAGAUGUUCAUCGCGCCGCCGUUCCACACUGAGGACUUGUAUCGUUACGGCGGUGGAUUUCACGUUUACGAGCUGUCAAAAGCAGACUUCAUGGGCUUCAACAAGGUAAUCGAAAAGACGGACUGA
This is a messenger RNA of Colletotrichum higginsianum IMI 349063, 279 nucleotides long. RefSeq names its product Integral membrane protein. The record is from RefSeq and is a predicted model, not a curated record. The transcript has 2 exons. NCBI's taxonomy places the organism in Eukaryota, Fungi, Ascomycota, Sordariomycetes, Glomerellales, Glomerellaceae. The coding region runs from base 1 to 279 and encodes 92 amino acids.